Messenger RNA from Spirometra erinaceieuropaei, 2181 nucleotides. Lineage: Eukaryota; Metazoa; Platyhelminthes; Cestoda; Diphyllobothriidea; Diphyllobothriidae. The record is from the annotation of a GenBank genome assembly.
AUGGGAGUUUUGGAGAUGCAACAGUUUACUCCUUUCGACGAAGACACCACUCCAGUAGUUAGUCCGAAGCAGGUAAAUCAAGCCUCAGUGUAAUGCCAUCACAACCACUCCUACAGGUAAACUUUGGACGAAUUUACACGCGCACCUGUAGCUGAAACCCGUUUAAGUGCUUCUUUGCGUUGGAAGAGGCUUUGGCAGAUUUCGGUCAUGAAUGUCUUUUGAGAUGUACGCACUCAUUCGCAUUUGGUAGAUGUCUCGGUCGACCACAAUUAUGACCCACAAACCAAUAUGUGAUUGAGACGUCUCGCACGGCCUCUGUUUUGGUUUGUCUCCAUAUACGCGUCUUAUUCUAAAGACAGUAAUACGUAAAAUGACUGAAAAUGGACCUCGGACGCGGGACUUGACCUGACGCAAGCCUUCUGUUUACGCUUGGUGGCUUCUCUCUUCGCCCUGCGAAACACACAACUUCAGCGGGCGGAGAUGCAGUCCGGCCAACUUUCCUCUUAUUUCUCACGCCAGUUGUUGCGGUUGUCGAGCCUGGUCGCUCCGUUCAGCACAGCCUUAUUGAGUCACAGACGUGACCCGGCUUGACUAGGAUGAAGGAGCUGGCUACCAGAGCUAGACAUAUGGGGCGGCUGUUAGUCCAUACAUUGUCUGAGCACCCAAUAUGUCGUGAAUCAGCUUUUUCUUAUUGCGUCAAUGUCGGCCCAUUCGCAAAGUUUAUUCCUAACCUUUCGCUCAUUCUGUAACUGACAAUUUUAAUGUCGACCGGUGUGCAUAGCAGUUUCAUUUACUUUCUGGUAACUUGCUAUAUCUGCCGCAUUUCGCUCUCCAUCUGACUAGUUUCCAGUAUUCUGCAAAUAAUUGCGUGUACGACGUUGCAUAACCGGUUUCCCUCAGCAGGUUAGAAAGUCGAAUUCCUAGCCAAUAGGUCACGAGUUCGAAGCACUGUGUAGCAUACCUCGCGGUUGGGUGCGGAUGGCUGAUGACGGCCAACAAGCCAAAAACGGCCAUUCCCAUCUGUCAUGUCUUUGAUGGUAAUGCUAUUCUGUCUAUAUUAUGUGCCGUUGUGCUGCUCCUGGCGGGGCUCGAGAGAGAGACAGAGAGAGAGAGAACCCCAAGGCACAACGGGACGAGUGAGUUCCCUAACGCGAUCGGUGCGCGCACCUCGGCUAGGGUUAAUACAUCCUAUCUCGACCGACAGAGCAACGAGCUCGUGGCUCGAUGGUUAGGUCGUUGGAAUUCUAACCAACAAGUUGCAGGAUCGAGCCCCAGGGGUUGCCUUCCUCGGGGUUGGGUGCGGAUGGCUGAUGACGGUCAACAAGACAGAAACGACUGUUCCAACUACCCUUGUCUUUGUCCUUAAUGUUAUUCUCUUUGACCUUUGUUUAUUGCCUACAAGUAAGGCCGACAUUGGAAAAUCCAUCCCUCCGGCAAGUAAGCCCACUCCCCAUUAAGAUAAAUAUGACGCGUUUGAAUCUAUUAAGACGUGCUUUAAGUUUUGGCUUGGAAGGUUCCCAGCUGACGAGAUAAGUUUCUCUUCAUGGUGAGUAUUUUGGAGAACUGAGAGACAAGGUGACCUUUAUGGAAUUCUCAUGGAUAUGGACUCCAAGUCGCCCCUAAUGGUAGCCUGAUAAAUGUAGUGAUGACUGCAUCGUAUGCGGAACGCGCAAAUGGGCUGUUUAUCUUUAUCAACCACUGCGCCCACGCCUACCUCUGCCAUUGGAGCAGGGCGGGCGACGGAGGAGAGAGCGCGGUAGAUGCUGCGCAAGUCCACCUCAUUGUAAACUGCCUCACGACCAAGUCCCCGAUGCUACACCUACUUUAUGCGGCAUGCGACAGACGUCAUCGGUGGCAAGUUUGUAAAGUGUGUUUAACAAAUCGUUUUUACUGCUUCUGAUUAAGGUUGGAGCCCCUCCUGCCGGAUCUAGGGGUCCGCCCCGACCUCUUGUACUGGCUCUGGGUUCAGAAGCCAAUGGCCUGUCUCCGGAGGUCCUUAGCGCCUGCAACCUCGUUGUACGCAUCCCAGGUGUUGUGGACGAGGCCUUGGCGUGUGCCGACUUUGCCAGAUCCUCCACCUCUCCCCUCCCCACUUCACUCAACGUAGCGGUUGCGACAGGAACUCUCCUCUACACCCUGAAAAUUCUGCGCCGAUCUCCUCCUGACUCUGUAGCAGGUUGA